Molecule: messenger RNA, 1173 nt
Organism: Cryphonectria parasitica EP155
Lineage: Eukaryota; Fungi; Ascomycota; Sordariomycetes; Diaporthales; Cryphonectriaceae
Exons: 3
Coding region: 1-1173 (390 amino acids)
Biological process (GO): adenylate cyclase-activating G protein-coupled receptor signaling pathway
Cellular component (GO): plasma membrane
Molecular function (GO): G protein-coupled receptor activity
Source: RefSeq, a predicted model, not a curated record
AUGUAUCAGGCCUGGGUUGCAGUUCCGACUCUCAUCUGCAGCACGCUGUCGGCAGUUGCAACGGGGACGGUGAUCAUGCUAUGGAUCCUGUCACGGCAUAAUGAUAAAUGGUCUCUGAGAUACAUGUUGAUCAUGAAUCUCAAUGUUGCCGGAAGCUCAAGCUGCCCUGCUAACCACAGGAUCAUCACUCCUGCAGAAUUCAUCAACUCCUGGAACAACACCAUCUCAGGAUUCAACGUCGUGUCGUCGCAAAAAUCACUCCCAAUCGGAUUCUCAUGCGACUUGAACGGUUGGGUUGGUCAAGUGUCGGUCCAGGCAGCCGACUUUUCCGUCCUGGCCAUUGCCAUCAUCACGUACAUGACAGUGACCUUCAACCCUCUCGUCAUGAACAACACGGUCGAGCAGCAGUUCUUCAUCUGCGGUCUGGUCUGGGUGAUUCCAUGCAUCACCGCGACGGUUGCCCUGGCCACCGGCCACAUGGAGCCAGUCACAGGAAACUGGUGCUGGAUCUCGCGCGAGCCGCUCUACCUCCGCUACGUCCUGGGCCACGGAUGGCGCUUCCUCAUCUUCCUGAUCGCCAUCGCCCUCUACAUAUGCGUUUUCCUCAAGGUACGACGCCGCCUCUCCAAGCGCGACAGGAGCCCGUCGCUUCGGCGCGAGUACUCGUUCAGCAUGUACACAACCUCGGCACCCAGCAUCAACGCGACGAUGCUGAACAACGCGCUGGUACGCGGGACGCACACGGCACCAAUCACAGUGCGGGAGGCCGUCACACACACCCACUCGCAGCGGAACAAGGAGACGGGGAUCGAGGCCGCGCAGGAGGCCAAGCAGGCCGCUUACGUGCGGCUGGGCGUGAAGCCGCGGAUCAUGGUCCGGGCGAGCAGCAGCCUGGACCACGACACCAAGCACUGGCUGCUCUUGUCGCUCUUCCCGCUGGCGUACAUUGUCGUCUGGAUCCCCGGCCUCUGUAACCGCUUUGCAGAGCUGACGGGCACGCAGUCGGCCACCCUGGACGCCCUGCAGGCCACGACGCAGCUGACAGGCCUGGUGAAUGCGCUCAUAUAUGGGUUCCGGGAACACUCUGAGGCGCACCAGAGGCGGACGCGGGCGCGGAGGAGACAGCCUAGGAGACGGCAAAAUCGGCAGACUGUGACCAAGGAAGUUUAUUGA